Pyrenophora tritici-repentis Pt-1C-BFP is the source of this 717-nucleotide messenger RNA. RefSeq lists its product as uncharacterized. The record is from RefSeq and is a predicted model, not a curated record. NCBI's taxonomy places the organism in Eukaryota, Fungi, Ascomycota, Dothideomycetes, Pleosporales, Pleosporaceae.
AUGCCGCCGCCACGGCCACCACCGCCAGCAAACGCAAACGCAGCAAACACAGUUAACAAUGCAACAAACGCAGCAAACACAGUUAGUAACACAAAAAACGUAGCAAACACGGCAGAUAUACAAUGGCUCGCUUUCCGCCGCCGACACGACCAAGAGUUGAAGAAAUUUCAGCAAGAUGUAGGAGACAGAAGGAAGAAGUUCGAGGAGGACGUACAGAAAUACAGACUGGCAUUGCUGGGGAAACAUAAGAGGGAGGAAGAAGAGUUCUGGAAGGAUUCUAGUAAGAAUGCGAUGGAAGACAGAGCUGGCAGUGGUGAUGGUACCAAGGCUAGUGCGAAGCAUAGUACUGCAGGAAGGAAAAUAGCUGAGAAGAAGAAGCCGGCGAUAGAGAAAGAGAAAGACGCGAGAGCCGUGAAGCAGAAAACCGACAGACUUGAUAAGAAUGCUGGGGACAGGGCGUCGGCACAGACGGUAGUCAAAGACAAGAAAGCGCCGGUCGCUUAUAGCGAUCUGAUGUCGGAUAACGAAGAAGAUGAUGAAGACGAACUGGUCGAGAUAAAGAAACCGAAUACUGCAUCUGUACCUCCGUCAGCCAAUACCACCAAGAAGUCCGCUGCUCCAGCACCCUCAACCAAGCUGACUACCCAGCAUACUUGUCAACGAGCGAGCCGGCUCGCUCAGCUCGCUCGGCUUGGACGUUUUGACCAAGCCGAAUGA